Lindgomyces ingoldianus is the source of this 309-nucleotide messenger RNA. RefSeq lists its product as uncharacterized. NCBI's taxonomy places the organism in Eukaryota, Fungi, Ascomycota, Dothideomycetes, Pleosporales, Lindgomycetaceae. Gene Ontology annotation, molecular function: protein binding. Bases 1 to 309 code for a protein of 102 amino acids. The transcript has a single exon. The record is from RefSeq and is a predicted model, not a curated record.
AUGGCCAACCUGGCAUCGACGUACAGGAAUCAAGGGCGAUGGAAGGAGGCUGAAGAGGUGUUUGUGAAAGUGAAGGACACGAGUUUGAGGGUGCUUGGGGCCGAGCAUCCAGAUACGCUGGCCAACACGGCUAACCUGGCAUCAACGUAUAGGGAUCAAGGGCGAUGGAAGGAGGCUGAAGAGCUGUUUGUGAAAGUGAAGGACACGAAUUUGAGGGUGCUUGGAGUCGAGCAUCCAGACACUCUGACCACCAUGGCGAACUUGGCAUCAACAUACAGGAAUCAAGGGCGAUGGAAGGAAGCUGAAUAG